GUGUACAAUAAACCCCGUUAUAUGCAUUAACCUUAUCAAUUGCCAUAGUGUGAACAGAAAAUAUAUCAGAAGAACUACCAAAAAAUCGUUAACAGGCACCAAAAAAAAUCGUCAAAAGGUUAUGGAAUUUGCAGGCCCAGAAGCAGCUAACCAUUACUUU
Loa loa (African eye worm) is the source of this 160-nucleotide messenger RNA. RefSeq lists its product as hypothetical. The transcript has a single exon. The record is from RefSeq and is a predicted model, not a curated record. Lineage: Eukaryota; Metazoa; Nematoda; Chromadorea; Rhabditida; Onchocercidae. The annotation marks the transcript as partial.